Ceratitis capitata (Mediterranean fruit fly) is the source of this 1705-nucleotide messenger RNA. It is a transcript of the gene Drice, whose product is annotated as caspase. The transcript has a single exon. NCBI's taxonomy places the organism in Eukaryota, Metazoa, Arthropoda, Insecta, Diptera, Tephritidae. Gene Ontology annotation, biological process: proteolysis; apoptotic process. Bases 253 to 1248 code for a protein of 331 amino acids. Gene Ontology annotation, cellular component: cytoplasm. The record is from RefSeq and is a predicted model, not a curated record.
UGCAAACAAAAGACAAGCGCUUGAAUAAAAGAACGCUGAGAACGCGCUUGCAAAACGCAUCAAAAUACAACAAGCAGCAUAAACGAGUGGACGUGAAAUCGUAAAUUAUCCAUUUCUAGUUAAACAAAGUGCGUUCUGCUACGGUCGAAUCCAGUGACUCAUCUAUUUUAAGGGCAUCAUAAAGUAGAUACAUAUAUAAUUUAAGGAAUUAUUCGAAACACUUUCCUGCACGAGAUUCACAGAUUUCCCAACAUGAGCGCAUCCGAGGAUCAAGUUGAUAUAAAAGACGAUUUAACUGAUGCUUUCGGCUCGCUCGGUGGCACCUCGGGCAGUUCAGGUGGCGGUGGUAGCGGCGGUAGCGGUUAUUAUACAGGUACUGGCGUCGGUGGUGGCGCCACUGGUGUAGGUGCUAUUGGCCAGCUCGCAAAUGGUUAUGGCAGCAGUUAUCAUAGUUACACAGCAAGCAUGGUGACUGACCGCCAUGCAGCGGAAUACAACAUGCGACACAAGAAUCGUGGUUUAGCGCUUAUCUUUAAUCAUGAAAACUUCGAUGUGCCGACUUUAAAGUCACGCGCUGGGACUAAUGUCGAUUGUGAGAAUUUAGCUCGAGUUCUGAAACAACUAGACUUUGAUGUGAAAAUAUUCAAGGACUGCAGUUUUCAUAAGUUGAAACAGCAUAUAGAGUGGGCUUCACAACAGGACCAUAAAGAUAACGAUUGCAUUUUGGUUGCUGUGCUAUCGCAUGGUGAACUUGGCUAUAUAUACGCAAAAGAUGUACAGUAUAAAUUGGAUCAAAUUUGGUCUUAUUUCACGCCACAACACUGCCCAACCCUGGCAGGCAAACCGAAAUUAUUCUUCAUACAGGCUUGUCAAGGUGACCGCCUGGACCCAGGCGUAAUGAUGAGGCGUACGACUCGCACAGAGACCGAUGGCGAAUCGUCAAUGAGCUACAAAAUUCCAUUGCAUGCUGAUUUCUUGAUUGCCUACUCAACCAUACCUGGAUAUUACUCAUGGCGCAAUACCACACGCGGAUCAUGGUUUAUGCAGUCCCUUUGCGCUGAGUUGGCUGCCAAUGGCAAACGUCUGGAUAUGCUCACGCUCUUGACGUUCGUGUGCCAACGAGUGGCUGUUGACUUUGAGUCUUGUACACCAGAUAAUCCGGAGAUGCAUCAACAAAAACAAAUACCCUGCAUCACUACCAUGUUAACCAGAAUUUUGCGCUUCGCUGAAAAGACAGCUUUGCGGUAAACCUUCUCUGAGGAAGCUGAUUUCUGUAUUAUUGAACAACAUACGCCAUAAUCCACUAUUUGAAUAUCGUAAAUAUCUAAUUAAUUAUUACAUUUACUAAUUAUUAAGAUGAAAAUUCACUGCAAAGUAUUUUAUAUCCAUAUACAAAUGUUCUUUCGUAUUUUAAAUUAAAGUAUGCAUUUGCAUGAAAUUCCUUGCCUCUUGACAACUAGUAUAAGAAUAAUGGAAACAUAGUCCUCUAGCAGCAUUUGAGACGAUUUUUACGAAAAAAGCUAAUUUUUAAGACGUAACAAAAUUAUAUUUAGCUAGUAGAUAUUUUUAUACAUUUAUAACGUAGUGCAAGUAAAGAUAUAUGUGUGUACAUGUCGGUAUUGCUUUUAUAAAUAUGUAAGUGCACUGCCAUGUGCAUUAGAAUCAAUGUAGUAAAUAAAAACAGUUUAUACUUUAUAAAAAAUAA